GUUCUCUUAUUUUAUUCGGCCUGAUUCUAUUUUUGUCAGUUUGUCCGUAAUUUUUAAUUUUUGGUCCUUAAAGUCCGUAUUUUUAAAUACUUUCACUGCUUCGAGCCCUGUUCUCGUGAAAUUACGCUUGUGGACAGAAGUGGGCCACUGCAUUGACGUUCCGUUUCGACAUGUAGUGAUUUUGUAUAAACCAAUGAAGUGGUUUUAUGAAUUAAUUUGAAUAUUUUAGCAAUCAUGCCACCAAGAAAGGGUAAGCCGACUGGCUAUGAAGCCGUUGACUGCGACAAAUUACUUCAUUGUAUAAAACAAAUGAAAAUUAAUAAAAUGUCGGAACGCACUGCUUGUGCUGCUGCCGGUAUGAGCCGAUCAACUUUUCAACGUCAGCUGAAACGCCUUGUUACCGAGUUUGAGGAUUUUGCAAAGGCCACUGAUGAAGAAUUGUUGGAUUUCCUCAAAGGAAGACCAAGACACGGUGGAAAAACGAUCUUGACUGAUGUUCAAGAAAAAAAUCUUGCCCAAUACAUCAUUGAAUGUGCGAAAAUCAAUAAUGGUCUCACCAUCGAUGACGUGUGCAAGUUGGCGUUGCAAUUUGCACAAAAAGUUGAAGCUGAUUAUCCAUCCAAUUGGGAUGAUGCCGGAAAAGCUACCAGAGAUUGGUAUUACGCUUUUGUGAAACGUCAUGGUACCCCUUUGAUUGAAUGUUUGGUUUUGGAAAAAGAGCCGGCUAGGCCUAAAGAGGUCAGCUCUGUUGCAUCUACGUCUCAUUCAACUGGAUGAAAUCGGUCCACUUCGUCAUGUCACCCCGAAGAAAAAAUCGAACUGAGGACGAAAACCAAAACGGUAACGUCAUCAUCAAAAGAAGAUCGUGACUUUUGUUUGAUUUGCACUUAAUUAAUGGCACAUAAAAUGACAAGGAAGAAUUCAAUCGAGUGCAAGCGAUUUUACGUGUCAAAAUUGUAACUGUUAUAGAUGUAACCGACAAGGAAUAACUUUACGGUCUUUUCAUUACAUUUUUUUUACUUUUUUUUGUGUAUAUUU
Molecule: messenger RNA, 1038 nt
Organism: Leptopilina heterotoma
Lineage: Eukaryota; Metazoa; Arthropoda; Insecta; Hymenoptera; Figitidae
Exons: 2
Coding region: 235-777 (180 amino acids)
Source: RefSeq, a predicted model, not a curated record